Molecule: messenger RNA, 2285 nt
Organism: Plutella xylostella (diamondback moth)
Lineage: Eukaryota; Metazoa; Arthropoda; Insecta; Lepidoptera; Plutellidae
Source: RefSeq, a predicted model, not a curated record
UUAUUAUUUUAAACUUUUGUAAAUUAAAAUGAUGAACUACGAAAGUAUACAAUAUCUUUUGUAUAAAUUGCGAUCUUGUGAUGCAGAAGUACAAAGCAGGAUUUUAAAGGAAAUAAAAUCCAAUAUCAAUUUACUUACUUCUGUGGAUGUAUCGCUGCUCUUGGAUUUCCUGAACACUGCUAACAAUAUAGAAAUAGAAGCAAAAGUAUUCUCUAUAUUGGCAUUGUGUUUAGCAAUAGAUGACACACAUUACGAAACAAUUGUGGCAUACCAUGCAAUUUACGAGAAAAUCGAAAACAUGCUCAGUAAAGGUUUGCCGUCGAAAACGACUGCCAUUUUGAACUUCAUUUGUCUUCUUGUGUACACCGAGGUAGGUGAGGGCAGCUCCUCAGUGAGGCGCACGCUGGCGACGCAAGCCAAGCACAUGAUCAGAGCCAGUGGCAGCCUGAGUAUCAUGGCUAGUCUGCUGGCUAGUAGCAUGGUGUUUCUAGACACGUGGAAGGCGCUAUGCCGGUGCUUGGCAGAAUGCUGUAGAGAUUGUCAGCCCAAUAAAGCGCAUUGCGCACAUUUAAUUCCAUUGUGUGUACAAAAAUGCGGCCAGGGGUUCACGGAGGUUCUCGAAGUUCUGCAUGCAAUUUUGAGCGACAACCCUAGGAAUAUCAGUCUCUUUCUGAACAGUAACGGAAUGCAAAUAUUCACAAGGGAUAUUCUGCAGCACUUGCCGUGUCUCCAAGUGCUCAGCUGCGUGGUGCAGAGCUCCACAGAAGCUGCCAGGGCCAUUCGACAACUCGACGUGCUCACCAAUAUUACUGACAUACUGAAGUGGAAUGGCCCCCAAUCACAGAAAGGACAAUGGUGCACCAUCAUUCUAUAUUACUUGGAGUCAAGCCAGGAUAAAAACGAAAACACAGCACCAGUACAAUUAAAUGAAAGCAAAAUGCAUGAAAAGGAAGACACAUUACCACAUCCUACACUACCACAAGGAAUCGCUAGUCCAAACGCAGACGAAAACAAAACCAAAGAAUCAAUGAACGACACUACAAGCUUAAUCCGAAACGUGGUAAAAGAAAUGCUGUAUUGGAAAGCGAAGGACGAAGCUGAUGAACGCAUGAAGCCAUACAUGAGCUCUUUCAUAGCGAAACCACAAGUGCAGCAAAAUGAAUACAACAUAGCUCAUGUGACAAUGACACGGAACUUUUCAGCAUUAUUUACUCCGAAAGAAAAUAUAAAGCACAGUCUGAAAUUGCAUGCGCCCAAUCCAUUCAGCAAUGUAAAGAAACUAGAAAGGCUCGCUAAAGCCGCUAAGGAUGAAGAAGAGUUAUCUUUUUCAUUCUUACAAAAAGAAAACAACAUGCAAUCUGGACAACGAAUGUUCCACCAUCAGCAAGAGUUGAAACUACCAGAGCAGCCGUCCAAACAUUUAAGAGGAAAUACAAAUAAAACCUCCAAUAUCAAAAAGGCAGUACGAGAAAUAAGCGUCCAAACAUUAGAAACGACACCAGCAUCCACUUUUAAAGCUGACGAUGAUAAGAGCACGACUAAUUCUAACAACUUUAAACCAACCAUUAUGUCGACACCGAAGCGACACUCUCGUGAACGCAGCGUUAGACACGACUCUAGACUAUCAAAACACACGUCUCGAACCAUCAGGAAGAACAAAACACAUUCUUAUUUGCAAGCGAAGCAAUUCGCGAGGCAAUUUCGGAAAGAGAUGAGCAGGACCAAGAAACAGGAGUCCUCUGUGAAAACGUUGACGACGCGAUCCAUGAGUUCUUCCUUCAUGAGUGUAGUGAACGAGUCGUGUACUGCACUCGCCAACACGGUACGAAGCGUGUUUAUGCCCUGGAAAAAAUUAAAUGCUACAUCUACCACCAAACAGUGUGACGUAUCCAAACAGAGCACCAAAACAGUCGCUCACUCGGCUAAUAGUUUUAUGAACUAUAUGCGCAAGAGAGAGGCGAUUCUCGGCAAUAUGUCGGAUGUUACAGAUGCGACGGAUGUGACGCGCAAUGUUCUCGAUGACAAUAUUGGACCAGCGGCUAAGGGCGAGAAUCCCUGUAACACUUGUAAUGACACAGCCAUGUUGAGAGAGAAAAUGGCUGAUAACGUGCAUUUGAAGAAAACAGUGAAGAAACUUAAGUUGGCAAUUAAUUUGUACGGCUGCGAUUUUAAAAAAAUAUCCAAGACGUUCUGGCCUCAAGAUGCUUACAUGACUCCGAGUGUCCUGUACAAUCUUUACAGAAAAUUAAUUCUUAAAUAAGAAAAUAAAAGUAACAUACUUUGUA